CCGGGCGGGACGGCUGGGGGCCGCGGGGCCCGAGGCGGCGUGGAGCGCGGGGUCGCGCCGCUCUCGCCGCGGUGGGACCGCGAGGUGUGAAGAAAAAAAAUGACACUUCAAUGGGCGGCAGUUGCAACUUUUCUUUACGCUGAAAUAGGACUCAUUUUAAUCUUCUGUCUACCUUUUAUUCCUCCUCAGAGAUGGCAGAAGAUUUUUUCAUUUAGCGUCUGGGGUAAAAUUGCAACUUUCUGGAACAAGGCUUUCCUUACUAUUAUAGUCCUAUUGAUUGUUCUGUUUCUAGAUGCUGUGAGAGAAGUAAGAAAAUAUUCCUCAACUCAUGCCAUUGAAAGGAGCUCAGCCAGCAGACCUUCUGCCUAUGAACAUACACAAAUGAAACUUUUUAGGUCUCAAAGAAAUCUUUACAUUACUGGAUUUUCAUUAUUUUUCUGGCUAGUGUUGAGACGUCUGGUUACCCUUAUUACUCAGCUGGCAAAAGAGCUGUCAAACAAAGGAGUACUUAAAGUUCAAGCAGAAAAUACUAACCAGGCUGCCAAAAAAUUCAUGGAAGAGAAUGAAAGACUAAAACGGUUCUUGAAAAACCAUGGCAAGGAAGAAGAACACAUUUUGGAAGCAGAAAAUAAAAAACUAGCAGAAGAUAAGGAAAAACUGAAAACUGAAUUAAAGAAGGCUUCAGAUGGUAACGUUGCAUGCAUGCACAAAACCCUUUCUAAGGCACAAAAUGACAUGACCAUGAUGAAGAUGCAAUCAGAGAGACUUUCAAAAGAAUAUGACCGGCUCCUGAAAGAACACUCAGAACUUCAGGAUCGUGCAGGGAAAGGCAAUAAGAAAGGCCUGUGAACUUUAUGAAAGAAGACUGUGAUACACCAUGUCAGGAGGAUAAAUUUGUUAUCAUGUUAGCCUCUAGAAAACUUAAAAUUCAGUUCAGAAAAACAUACUGUCUAUGACCAGCCAAUAUUUUUUUUAAUGCCACACACAUAGGCUAUUAUCAUAAUGGCAUUAUCACAAUAUUUGAUGAUGUUUCAGAUAUAUUGUAAAGUCUGUAUUCUAGCUCUCAAGUGAAAUAUAAGCAUGUUAAACACCUUAUCUAGAUACUGAUAGUAACACUGGUGUAUGGUGGCUGUUCACCAAUAAAAGGAGAAAUUCAUUAGCCACUUACUUCCAAACUUAGAUUUUUAAGCUGCAUGAAACCAUUAAAUAGCCUUAAAAGCUUUGAUGAAUUUCCAAUAAUAAUACUAAUCUACUUAAUCAGACGAUGGUGUAUUUGAAAAUAGUAUUCAAUAUCAGCAAGUUUGUUCGUAGAGAGAUUAACUAAGGAUAAAUGAUUAGAAGUAGCUACUAUAUUUAUAGGGAAGAGUCAGAAAGAGCAAAAAAUAAAAACAAUGACUUUAAGUUUUAUUUUUUUAAGCCUGAUGGUACUGCAGCUGACUGUCAUAAGACAACUAUAUUGAUAAUUGUAUUUUUGUUACUGUGCUUCUGCACCUGUUGGGGAUUAUUUUUGUUGACAUUUGUGUUAAUAACACAUAAUUAGUAAAGAUUCUGCUUUUUUAAAGUUCAUCUGGGAAUGGAGUUUACAUGUAUUUGCAUAACUGCCACAGCACUGAACUGAAAUUAUUUUAUAACAGCGUGGAAUUCUUGACUUGGAAAUGUAUAAUGUAUCCAAAAAGCAGUGUUUCCCAUUGCUGCGAGAGUUGCUAAUUAUACAAAUAUUACCUCAAAUAUACACACAGUGGUGUCACAAUUUUGCCAAGAUGUUUCUGUAUUCUGAAAGCUAAAUAUUAAAUACUGUUUUUCCAUUCAAA
Balaenoptera ricei (Rice's whale) is the source of this 1811-nucleotide messenger RNA. It is a transcript of the gene BCAP29, whose product is annotated as B cell receptor associated protein 29. Lineage: Eukaryota; Metazoa; Chordata; Mammalia; Artiodactyla; Balaenopteridae. Gene Ontology annotation, biological process: endoplasmic reticulum to Golgi vesicle-mediated transport; intracellular protein transport. The record is from RefSeq and is a predicted model, not a curated record. Gene Ontology annotation, cellular component: endoplasmic reticulum membrane; endoplasmic reticulum. Bases 100 to 849 code for a protein of 249 amino acids. The transcript has 8 exons.